Molecule: messenger RNA, 1089 nt
Organism: Letharia columbiana
Lineage: Eukaryota; Fungi; Ascomycota; Lecanoromycetes; Lecanorales; Parmeliaceae
Exons: 1
Coding region: 1-1089 (362 amino acids)
Biological process (GO): regulation of alternative mRNA splicing, via spliceosome
Source: RefSeq, a predicted model, not a curated record
AUGAUGUCUAAUUUAUCUUACGGCCUCAAUAUAACAAAGAAACCUCCGUUAGGUCAGAGGCCGCCACCAGCAAAGCGGAAGACCAUCUUCGACGACGACUCUGGUCCCGAAGAUGGACCCGACGACGAAGAUGCACCGGAAUCCAUAUCCACCCUAGGCGGUCUUCAACCCUCCUCCAAACCCAAAUCUUCAAUAUCCACUUCUACAGCCCCUCCCUCACGCCCAUCUAAACCGUCAAAGAUCUCCCAAUAUGGCGACCUCUCCACAAACCACUCUACUAAUAAGCAUUCCAAAUCUGCUCAAGCCCUCGACCCCAACAUCUACGACUACGACGCCGUCUACGAUUCCCUACAUGCCAAACCCGCCUCCUCUACCUCUACCGCCGACGUCGAAAAGAAACCCAAAUACAUGGGCAAUCUCCUCGCAGCAGCGGAAGUCCGCAAGCGCGACCAAUUGCGCGCGAAGGAGAAGAUGUUAGCGAAGGAGCGAGAACUGGAGGGGGAUGAGUUUGCAGAUAAAGAGAAGUUUGUGACCGGUGCCUACAAAAGGCAGCAGGUGGAGAUGAGGCGGUUGGAGGAGGAGGAAGUGCAGAAGGAGAAAGACGCAGAGGAGAGAAAGAGGAGGGAGGGUGGGGGGAUGAAGGCCUUGUACAAGAACUUGUUGGAGAGGGAUGAGAUGAAGCAUAAGGAGGUCAUGAAGGCUGUGGAGGAGGGGAGGGGUCAAGAGGGUCAGGCCGAUGGGGAAGAAAAGGACGCGAAGAAGGGGAAGAGCGAGGCGGAGCUUGCAAAGGAAAAGGGCGCCGUUAUCAACGAGGAGGGGCAGGUCGUUGAUAAGAGGCAGUUGCUCAGCGCUGGACUCAAUGCUGUGUCUGCGCCUAAGCCGAAACCACCGCCAGAUCCUCGGUCAAGAGGAAGUGGGCCUGGAGGAGGGCGUGGCGGCAGGGAAUCAGCACGGGAAAGGGAGACGCGGAAUUUUGAGGAGCAGCUACUUGGCAAACAUGGCGCUGACGAUAGUAGUGAUGACGGGGCAGAUCGAGCUUCCAAGAGCCGCAAGUUGGAGGAUGAGCUGCUGGGUCUCGGCACGCCAUGA